CCCCCCCUCCCGCCCACCGCCCCUCUGAGGACGUGCACUUGAGAGUCGCUGCCGUCUGAUGCCCUCCCAUGACGCCCAGGUCGGUAGCUGACACUGCCAGUGAGCGGGAGACGCCACCCCACUGGGCCGGCACCGUCAGCUGGUUAUCGCCCUCCCUCUCGCAGGCUGGAGGCUCCGACUCCGCCCACCUACCGGUAUCCACAACCAUCAGCUCCCAUCCACCCCAGUAAGUCCCACAAGCUGACGUUCUCUCAGCACGCACCAGCAGGAGCAGCAGCAGCAGCCAAAAAGAAAACCACAGUAUCUUCAACGCAAUCAGCAACACCAGCGCCACCAUUAUCACCACUACCAGCAGCAACCAUCAUGUCCAGUCGUAGAAAGUCCUCCACCCCCUGCAUGGUCCGGGUCGACCUGCCUGAAGAGCGGGACGACCCCGAGGACGCGAUGGACACGGAGGUACCGGCGGACGACGAGGUGACCGAAAAAGAACAAUCAGAAUCGUCUGAACCAGCAGGAAAGAGUCGAGCUCCCCAGCAGGAGAAUUCAGAGAAUCCAGCCCAGCAGACGUUUCCAAAUCCGCUGGAAACCCAGAAUCCUGAGCCAUCGGAACAAGAGGAGCAGUCGGGUGAGAAAGGUCGACCUCCCGUCAUCGAACAUGAGGAAGCCCCGGAGGAGAAGGACGGCGAAGAAGUUGACUCUGACCCGGCGUCCCGGAAGAAGCAGCCCAGAGGCUACGAGUGCAAAUACUGCCCGUUUUCAACGCAGAACCUGAACGGCUUCAAAGAACACGUGGACUCAAGCCACCCGAACGUCAUCCUCAAUCCGAUGUACCUCUGCGCCGUCUGCAACUUCAACACCAAGAAGUUUGACUCGCUCACGGAGCACAACGAGAGCCAGCACCCGGGCGAGACCAACUUCAAGUUCAAGAGGGUAAAAAAGAGCAACCAGACCAUCUUGGAGCAGACGAUCGAAGGCAAGGACAAUGCAGCCGAGUGCCAAGUGACGAACAGACGGGGCGAAGGCUUUGGCACAUUCCCACCGGGCGUAUCAACCGCAGUGAAAACCCCCAACAGUAUCCAGGCGCUCUAUCAAGGGAGCGCGCUAAAAAGCCAGCGGGACGGCCUGAUCCAGAAGAAUCCAAUCACAGCCGUGAACAUCAACGGAACGGUGAUCAUCCCCGAACCCACCGCCCUCCAAGGGCUCUCCCACGUCGCCCCGAUGCUCCAGCGCCCACCCAACUUCAACUCUGUACCAAAAAUAGCCGUUCCCUUGAACACCACCAAAUAUAACCCUUCUUUGGACGACAACUUGACGUUGAUCACCUCUUUCAGCAAGUUUCCUUACCCGACGCACGCCGAGCUGUCGUGGCUGACGGCCGCCUCCAAGCACCCGGAGGACCAGAUCAAAGUCUGGUUCACCACCCAGCGGCUCAAGCAGGGCAUCACCUGGUCCCCAGAGGAGGUGGAGGAAGCCCGGAAGAAGAUGUUCAACGGCUCCAUCCCCCCCGCCCAUCCCACGUUCACCGUCCUGCCUACGUCUACUUUCUAUCAACCGUCUGCCAAAUCCUCCCAGCAGACCUUCGUCCACACCACCGUCGGGCAUUCGAGCCGUGUGCGGACGACCGCGUCCAACGGGUCGAGUUUAGUCGCCAACGCAAACUCUGGACUUGCGAUUGGCUCCGCCCCUUCCCUGAAACGAUGCCUGCCGACGUACCUGACGUCGGUGUUCGGCCCGGAGUCCAAGCGGCCCAUCAUGGCAGUCGCCCCUCAUUCUGGCGACGCCAAAGACAGGGGCCUCAUGGCUCCCCCACCCCCUCCUCCCCCAAAAGACCGCCUCCCAAUGGCUCCGCCUCCUGCUCCCAUGGAGAUGAAGAGACCCGUAGCAGUUCCUCUGGUUACCGGAGAGAUGAAGAGGCUUUUCGCUGCCGUGCCUUUAAUGCCGCCGCCGUCGUCGCAGCCAUCUUUGUUGUCCAAAGGGAAGAUGGUCUCGUCAUUAGGAAACCCCAAAACAAAACCGGUGGUGUCGCUGCCCUCCUUAGUCUUUCCAGAGUUUUUAACCAGGCCACUGAUAAUUCCCCCGCCUAUCUUUGCGCCGCCAUUUAAAAACUCGUUACUUUUUCCUCUCAACUCGCCCAACACUUCCAAAGAGAUGCACCCGAAUGCCCACGCUUCGCCAGCUGCGGAUCUCAAGCUGCCAAACUCCCCACCAGCCGUCGCCCCACACAUAAGGAGGCCGACCAUCAUCCAGUCCAUUCGCGCUCCGGCCAAAGCCCAGAUGCCAGGAUUCCUUUACGAUAACAGGAAACUAAAAGAGCAGCAAGGAGUGGAAGUGAAAGCCUUCUACCCCAGAGGAGAUAAGGUACUCACUCCUCUGGCAGAGGCCAACGGGACAUCUCGCACGGAUGGCCACAAAUGGUCUCACAAUCAAACCACGCUUGCUCACAACAAUGGCGUCCAACAUUUUGAUAGGGCGCUAGCGGCGCUGAAACCGGACUUCCAUCAAAAGUCCUCGGUGCUGACCCAGUUCCCCUUGCUGGAGAGGAUGAAAGGGAAGACGGCGGAACAGCUAAAGAUCUUGGAGGAGAACUUCCUGAGGAACAGCUUUCCCACGCUCAGCGACGUGGACAAUCUAGCGGGCGCCACCCGCAUGUCUCGCCAGGAAAUCGACAGCUGGUUCGUGGAGCGCCGAGCGCUACGCGACAACCUGGAGCAAGCGCUCCUCAACUCCAUGGGCACGAAGAGGACGGGCGCCGGCGGCAUCGCGGCCAUCGCCAAGAAACGACUACAUCAGCAGCAACAGCAACACCAAACUCUCCAGCUGAACGGGAUUCACAAGCCAAGCGGUGGCGUGGGCCAUCUCAAAAGCCCUCUUCCACCUCACUCCGCCCCGCCCAUCGUCGCCCCCUCCGUCCCCAGCCCGAACUCAUUCUCAGUGCCUCCGGACGGCCGAUCUCUGGCGCUCCUCAUGGACGAUUUUGCUCAAACGCGGUGGCCUUCCCCUGAGGAGUUCAGCCAGCUGGAGGGUCGGACGGGACGCGCCGAACUGGCCCGCUGGUUCACCGACAGCCGGCUGCAGAGCGGCGGCCUGGAGCUGGCGGAGCUUUUCCGCAACAGAGGACAGGGCCCUCCCAAAAACACCGCCCCCGGCAUCCUCCAGCGCUGUCAGGAAGGAGCCCUCACCAACAGCAGCAGCAGUAAGGUGUUGGAGGUGGAGCUGGGCUGGCUGAUGCAGCAGCGCGCCAACAGCCUCAGCGGUCAACAGCGGGAGGAACUCCAAGACCGGUUGGCUGGCAGACUGAGGCAGCAGGACACGACCGAGAAGAACGGAGGACACAACGGAGGACACGACUUAGGACACAACGGAGGACACAACGGAGGACACAACGGAGGACACAAUGGAGGACACGACUUAGGACACAAUGGAGGACACAACGGAGGACACAACGGAGGACACAACGGAGGACACGACUUAGGACACAACGGAGGACACAACGGAGGACACAACGGAGGACACGACGGAGGACACGACGGAGGACACAACGGAGGACACGACGGAGGACACGACGGAGGACACGACUUAGGACACAACGGAGGACACGACGGAGGACACGACGGAGGACACGACGGAGGACACGACGGAGGACACGACGGAAGACAUGACGGAGGACACGACGGAGGAAACGACGGAGGACACGACGGAGGACACAACGGAGGACACGACGGAGGACACAACGGAGGACACGACGGAGGACACAACGGAGGACACGACGGAGGACACAAGGUGUUCGGCAGCUGGCUGGAGGGCGGCCACUCGAGGAGAGGACGUGAGCUGCUGCUGGACCGAGAGAGGAAGAUGACGGGAUGA
This is a messenger RNA of Cyclopterus lumpus (lumpfish), 3864 nucleotides long. Its product is annotated as zinc fingers and homeoboxes protein 2-like. The transcript has 3 exons. Gene Ontology annotation, cellular component: nucleus. The record is from RefSeq and is a predicted model, not a curated record. NCBI's taxonomy places the organism in Eukaryota, Metazoa, Chordata, Actinopteri, Perciformes, Cyclopteridae. Gene Ontology annotation, molecular function: DNA binding; DNA-binding transcription factor activity, RNA polymerase II-specific. Gene Ontology annotation, biological process: regulation of transcription by RNA polymerase II. The coding region runs from base 364 to 3864 and encodes 1166 amino acids.